Messenger RNA from Cynoglossus semilaevis (tongue sole), 7609 nucleotides. RefSeq names its product capping protein regulator and myosin 1 linker 3 (gene carmil3). The transcript has 43 exons. NCBI's taxonomy places the organism in Eukaryota, Metazoa, Chordata, Actinopteri, Pleuronectiformes, Cynoglossidae. Gene Ontology annotation, biological process: regulation of Arp2/3 complex-mediated actin nucleation; cell migration. Gene Ontology annotation, cellular component: plasma membrane; lamellipodium. The coding region runs from base 2817 to 7241 and encodes 1474 amino acids. The record is from RefSeq and is a predicted model, not a curated record. Gene Ontology annotation, molecular function: protein binding.
AUGGGAUAUUUACACAGAGAGAUGUUACAUAAAAAGUUUUAUUUUAUUUUUAUUUAUUUAUUUAGGUUUUUUUUUUUGUUUUGUUUCAUGUAACAUAAAUGCUUUAUUUCUGAACAGUGCCUUUAACACGGCUGGUUACACAUUAGCUCUUCCCUGCUCCAGGGCCGAAGCUAACGUUAGCUCCGGCGCUAACUCUAUUCCCUUCGUGCUUGUCCGCAGCAGAGGUAAAUAGAACCAGGGAAGUUCAAGGUCUUUUUUAUCGGCCACAUCGAGCACAACGGUACAUGAACAGUGUUUUAACAGCUCUUCUAUAACUAAGUCAGGCUUUAAUGUCGCCACCAUUCUCUCUCUCGCCCGCGCCCUACGCACAUAUACGUACACAGCCAUUCACAGACUUACGUACGCAACUAGAGUAACACAGUAGCCUACCGGAAAAGUAAUUAAUGGCUAGCGGUAUGAACUUCGUUAGCCCGUAAAAAUCCAUAAAUUAACCUUAUUACAGGGUUCAAAGUGUGUAAAAAAAAAAAAAAAGUAGCGGCUCAUAGGCAGGAAACUACGCAGAAACAUCCUGGAGGAGAAAAAACGUCCGUGAACAACUUUGAGAACCGAGAUGAGAGGACGACCAGUAAAAACUGAUGGGAUAAAGAGAGUCCUUGCCACAACAGCAGCCCUGACACACCCCGGGUUUUACUGAUGUGCUCCAUUUACUGUGAAGUGGCUGCGCUGGCUUUUCUCUGUCAGACUGAAUCAGUGCUGUGAAGGUCAGCAACAGUUUUCAGUCUGUGUGUCAGCUCUGAUGAAGAGGCCGUGACGACUUUCUGUCUGUGAGGACAAUGAGGUCACUCCAGUGCAGGGAGCAAAUCAGAAAGAAAUGAAAUUGCAGUCAGAUUCAUGCAUGGGCCGUCGCCACCUCACUGAUGAAUAUUGAGGGGGUAUUGAACAACCUGACUCUCAUUUAUGAGAUGCUGCAGCCAUGAAUAAAUAAUGGGGCGUCCUUUCAAGUGUGUCUUUGAACGGCGUUGGAAGUUUUUUAACCCUGUGAAAACUGGCUAAGGAUGCUGCUGAUCUCCUGCUGCACGAGGCUCCGUGGUCCUGCCAAACGGCUGUUCUCCGUCUACGGCGCUCUCCCCUCCUCUUUGAAAUAAUGAUACUCGCCUCCUGCUGUGUCUCCUUUCAUCAGGGUGAAGGAUCAGUGACACAAAGGACUCAACCUCCUUCACACACACAGAAAUAUACGUUGAUGAAUGUUUUGGAUAAAGAACCCUUGUUCCACAGCUCUGGGGCCCCCCAGGGCCGAUCUUUGGAAAUGAGACCAGGCUCAGCUGUGUCCAUUCAUUUGUGUCCUCAUGAGGACAUUUGUCAUAUUUAUAGAUGAUAGAUGAGAACACAGGGAUUCAGGUUCUUCCUCUUCGUCCUCUUUUUCCUCCUUGUCUUCCUUCUUCCCUCCUUCCUUAUCUCAUUUCACUUCCUCUCGCUUUUCUUCCUUGUCUUCUCCCACUGUUUUUCCUCGUCUUCGUCCUCCGUGUCUAUCUCCUAACCUUCUUACUCUUUGUCUUUCUCUUCUUUUACCUCUUCUCCUCCCUCGUCUGUAACACCCACCAUGUUGCUCCGGCCCUGGAUGGAACUUGAAGAGUUAAGUUUUUGGUUUCAUUUCGGCUCCAUCUCUGAAGCGCUGCUCUGCCUAAGUGAUGACAUUGACAAGUAGCAGCCGUUUAGAUGAGAGGGUGAAUCGUACAUCACAGUUGACCUCAGCGCGGGGGCUCCUGUUUCCUCCCUGUCCCAAAUCUGAUCAGAGCCACGAGCGGAGAAUCCAGAAAUCUGAAGGAAAAGACGUGGAAUUAAGGCCUCUGAGUUAUGGCUCUGCUCCAGCAACGUUGUCACAUCAUUGAAGAAACACUCGGAGCAAACACACAUCCAUCAAAAGGCGUCACAUUUCCUUCAUUCUGACAAAAAAAAAAAAACAAAGACUAAAAAUAAAAAUACAGAAUGAUCUUAUUUUGGAUUUUUUUCACCGGUUUCUAACAGUGACGAUAGAGGACGCCAUUUUUAACCUGGCUAUCAUACUGCUGAAAGACAAAAUUUCCAAGUUUGAUUACUAUGAAGUAUUUCUCCCCUGCUUUUAUUUCAGGGUCAGUUGGAGGUGACACAGUAGCCAAGUGAUUUGUUUACCCGCCUUACAGCAUGAAGGUCACAGGUUUGAGCCCUGAAUGUCCUCCCCAUGUGUGCUUGUCUUUGUGUGCAUCUUGUUUGUCUUCUUCUGAUGCCAAACAAACUGUAGGUUACUGAUACUACCACCUACUGGAGUGUUUGUGCACAAGUGUUACUUGCGUGACAAACAUCUGGCAACUGAGAAAGUUACAAUUUAAAUUUACAAUGAUUAAACCCCCUGUUUUGUAUCGCAAUGAUAAAAAUACCUCAGUUACAGUCUGUGCAUAUAUUACUGCAAUACUAUGAACUCCUCAUGUACACUAUAAUUGCAUAAUGAGCAGUUUUACUAUGUAAUUUUCCUAAAAAAUUAACCCUCCUCUCGCUGUCUCUCUCUCUCUCCCUUAUUCCCUCCCUCCCAUCCUUUCUUUUGCUCCCCCCCCCUCUCUCUCUCUCUCUCUCCCUCUCAGUGUAAUCGAACGCGUUCUUCCACUCAGCUGUGCUCAGCUGUAGUCUCCUCGCUCUGCUCUCAGCUCAGCGUCGCACCAUCUUCUCUCUCUGCUCCGGCUGAAGCUCCUGCAGCCGCGAAGGAGGAGGAGGCGGAGGGGAAUCUGUCAAAGCAGGGAUCAGAACCAGAAAGAGGAGUAAAAGGAAAUAAAGGAGCUCGGAGCAUGGCUUCAAAGGAGAGUCCAGUGGCGGGUUUCAUCAGCGUCAGCAGGGAGAUGACAGAGAGCAUCAGGAAGGUGCUGGACAAGCAAGCUGUUAAGUUUGUGCGAGCAAUCAAGCAGGACACCAGGAGUGGGAAAACUGAAGACAGGAUUCUGGUCCUGGCUACAUGGAGACUGUAUCUUUUUGCUGUCAAAGUGCCCACCAAGGUGGAGGUCACCUUCAACUUCCUGGAGAUCCGAGCGAUGAACACCUACACAGAACACCAGGUGAUCAUCGAUACAGAUAAGACCACCUUCUCCCUGAGACUUCAGAACCAGGACCAGCUGGAUCACAUGGUCAGCCACAUCAACUACGCUCUCUUCAGGAUCUUCAACAACUCCAUUUAUGCCCCUCCAAUCUGUCGAGCCGAGGGAGACGAGGCCGAAGGAAACCAAAAGUUUUCACCAACGUCUGAACUGUCGCUGGAGGCCCAGAAGACCUGUGGAGGUUUCUCUGAGACUUACGAGGCUCUCUGUGACUACAACGGGAUCGGCUGCAAAGAAGAAGUCCAGUGGGAUGUUGACACUAUCUACCACUCUCAGGACAACAGGGAAUUCAACCUACUGGAUUUCAGCCACCUUGACAGCAGGGACUUGGCAGUCAUCGUGGCAUCCAUUGCCUACAACACCUGGUUCACCAAGCUGUACUGCAAAGACAUGCGCAUAGGGUCCGAGGUGGUGGACCAGGUGCUGCACACCGUCAGCAAAUCCAACAGUCUGGAGGAGCUGACUCUGGAGAACGCAGGACUCAAAUCAGACUUUCCCCAGAAGAUGGCGUCGGCGCUUUCAGAACCCCCCCCCCCCCCCAUCCACUCUCUGAACCUGGCUCACAACACGCUGGACAACCAAGGAGUCUCCAACCUGAUCCAACAAGUUUGUCGCCUCAACAAAGGACUCCGCCUCCUCAACCUCUCCAAGACCUCCCUGUCCUCCAAGGGUGUAGUUUCACUGUCUCAGGCCCUGUGUUCCAGUGACGACUACUCCAGUACUCUGCUGCACCUGGACCUGAGCAAAAACCCUGGGAUUCUGUCUGGAGAAGAUGCCACGAACCUGUACCUGUUCCUGGCCCAGCCCAACUGCCUGGUACACCUGGACCUGUCUGGGACGGACUGCACCGUGGACUUGUUGUUCGGGGCGUUGCUGCGGGGCUGCUGCGCUGACCUCUCCUACCUGAACCUCUCCAGGAACUCCUUCUCCCACAGCAGAAGAGGCAGAGAUUCUUUGCCAACUUUCCGCCAGUUCUUCAGCUCGGCUUUCAGCCUGACCCAGGUCAGCCUGGCGUCCAUGAAGGUCCCUCCUGAUUCGCUGAGGGCCUUGUUCCUGGGUCUCUCCAAUAACCCUCACAUCACUGAUCUACACCUUGACAUCAGCAGCUGUGAGUUGAGGUCAGCAGGAGCCGGCGUGAUUCAGGAGCUGUUUCCUCGAGUUUCCUGCGUGGGCACUCUGGAUAUCUCUGAUAAUGGUUUGGAUGCCGACCUGCUGACCGUCAUCCCAGCACUCACCAGACACCCGUCUCUCAAACACCUGAUGGUGGGAAAGAACUUCAACAUCAAGGGCAGGAUUCUGGAUGAAGUUCUGCAGAAAGUGGUUCAUUUGGUGCAGGAGGAAGAGUGUGCCCUGCAGUCGCUCUCAUUGGCUGACUCCAGGCUACGGCAGCGAGGCACCGUCCUGGUCAACGCCCUGGGCUCGAACGCCUGCCUGAGGAAGGUGGACCUGAGUGGAAAUCUCCUGGAAGACUCCGGAGCCAAGAUGCUGAGCAAAGCCCUGCAGAUCAACACGACGCUCAGAAGCGUGACGUGGGACCGCAACAACACGACGGUGACAGGAUUCCAAGAUGUGGCGAGAGCCUUGGAGCACAACUUCACCCUGCAGUACAUGCCCCUCCCCCUCAGCGACGUGGCCCAGGCGUACCGCGGCGCCCCGGAGAAGAUGGAUCAGGCUCUGACCAAGAUCCAGCGUGCCCUGCUCAGAAACAACCAGACUCAGCGGUUUUCUCAGAAACAGGCUCUACGUCUGCACCAAGGUCUAGUCACCAGCACAGCUGAGCAGGUGAUGGAGCGUCUGUGUGUGCGGGUGCAGCAGCAGGUGUGUGUGCUGAAGGGCUGUGAGGAAGGAGAGGAGGUCCAGACGGCAAAACAGGUCCUGAAGGAAGCCAGGAACUCCAGAGCACUCUACCCGUCUCUGUGUGAGUUGGCUCAUGUCCUGUCCGUCGACGGACCGGUCAAACAGCGUCUGGACCAUCUGGCUGCAGAAUUGACCAAAGCUGCCGACAAAGAACUACAGGUGGUUGUCGACUCCAUGGUCUCUCUGUGCCGCGAGUUGUGUCCCAUGUCCUGCUCGGCCGCAGAGAGACUCUACCCUCCUCUGUCGUCCAUUUCCGAACAAGUCUCCAUCCCUCGCUCCGCCAUCCGCAACGCCCUGAUGGAUAGAGCGGCGGCCGACGUCAACGGAGCGCUGGAGGAGGUGAAGUUGUCCGUGGUCUCCUACUUGACCAACUCCAUCGUGGACCAGAUCCUGCAGGAGCUCUACACCAGUCAUAAAACCCUGCUGCGACAUGUGUCUCAGGCCAAACGCUGGGACGACUUGGGGACAGGAAGACACACAAUCAGACAGUCCAGACUGAUGGAGUCUCUGGACUUCCCUGAAGAGGACCUGGGGCUCAGCCUGGGAAUAGAUACCAUGGCCAUAAAGAAGAGAAGCUCCAGAACUAGAAGAAUCAGACCCGUCUCCACCAGACACGUAGGUUUGAGUGAAGAACCCACUUCCUCUCCUGUUCCUUCUGCUCCACUGCACACUGCUGCCCUUAGCCACUCGGCAUCAUGGGAGUGUCUGUCCACUCUCCCCACCAACGGCUCACCCUUACGUCACGUGACUCACGUCAGGCCACGCCCACCGCGGAGGCACAGAGCGGGCCACCUUUCUGCUGAAUCGCAUUGCUCUGAAAACGGAGGAGUCAACAUGUUAGAAGACGGACUGCCUGAUUUCUACAGUAAGAGGGUUCUACCAGACAGUCAGUUGUCAUCACUCCAUCAAGGUCAGUCUCUGCGGAGGAAGAAGAGACGCAGUGUCCUGUCCAUCUUCUCCGGCUUCCGCAAGAACCGCAACUCCACGAUCUCCAACCAGGACUCAGACGCCUCAGAGAACGUCUACUCAAUGAUUCAACACCCCAGGGACGUUGUGAGGCCAGAGGGCGCUGUUUCCAGAGCCAACGGGAACAUGACCUCGCCUCGACUUCUGCAGGGGCCACCUGGGCACGGACUGAGAGCCGCCAGCCCCCCCUGCCUCAGCCAAAGACAGUCCACAGACCUGGUCAGUAUGGUGUACAGCUGCAUCGGGGCAGAAUUCGACUCUGACGGCAGCAGCAGCACCUGUGACAUCAAACUCUCAGACCAGGACUUCGACAGAUCCACCACCAUCUCAGACGCCCCUGUUGAUUCUCGGAUUAACGGCCACGUUGCGUCCUCCAAACAGCAGACGGAGAGGCAGAUGGAGCCGAGCAGGCAGGAGAUGAUCAUCCCUCUGACUGACUCACGGAGUGACCUGGAGGAGGAGAGGCAGAGCGGCGGUGACACUGCAGCUCACUGUGGGCUGAGGCCAGAGCCGCCUCCACACAGCAACAAGCCCGGUCUGGCUGUCAUGAGGCAGAGACACCUGCAGGAGAGUUCAGAAGUGACAGGAAGAGCUGAGGACGAAGAGGAUCAGAGUGAACUCAAGAAAAUAGAGGAAGAAGAAACUCAGAGAGCGAGAGGAGCUGAGGGACAGAACCUUUGUCUUUUUCCCGGUCAGCCUGGUCUCGAACUCAAUACAAGAGACAGGACGUCUCUGGAACAUUCUGAGACGUUUCACCAAACACUACCCGUCUGCCCUCGGGAUGAUCUCACGGAUGACCUGAGGUGUUUGCCUCCUGGUCAGCCAAUCACUGAAGAGGAGAGAAUCACUGAAGAGGAAGAAUCAGUGACACCUGAAGGCCCUGAGGCAGAGGGAACACUACCUGAAGAGGAAGGAGGUCGUAAUGGAUUUCCAGGAGCAUCUCAUCCCACCAGGAAGUCCUACUCACUGGACAUAGGCAUGGAGGGGGACAGCUCCUACGAUCUGGAGAGGUCCUCAGAUCUCAGAGUCCCUCUGACAAAGCCCUGUUUUCCUCAGUACAGAAACAGAUCUCUGGACUUUCCUGCUGGUACCAGGUGUAUGUAUCUGCCCCCCCCGACUGCCUCCCCCGCACCCCCAGUACAUGCAAUACCAUCUGUACAGAACAGGAACAGUUUACACAGUCAUUUAUUCAUCAUUUCAUUUGUUUUAGUAGUAGUUAGACAGAAUUACCGACUGUGUCGACUUUUCUGUGUUCUUGGCCAGUAUAUGUGGCAUGUUGGCAUCAGCAGUUGUAGUUAGGAAAUAUUUGUGUAGCUUGAUAAUAUUUUAGAACAUUUAUCUUUUUGUUUGCCUGACUCUUUGGCACACUUUUUAGUUUCUGAACAUUCCUGUAGUUAAAUAUUCUCAUCGGUUCAGGUUUAAAUUCCUCCAUUGUUAUUGUAAUUCUUUCCUUUGUUCCAGGUUUUGACAGCCCUCAGCUUGGUAACAGAGACGUUUUAUGACAUCACGAGCAGAUGAGGAGUUUCAGAGGAGGCUUGAACCUGGAGGACUGGAGGGAGACGAGCUUUUAAAUCAACGUUUUCACCGGACUAUUCCACUUGUUUUUAUUUCCUCAUUUUUUUUGAAAAUGCAUGAACUUUGUGCUUUUUUUUUUAACCCAAUUGUGU